GAAUACGGAAAGAAUUAAUCACGUUGACCCAAAAAAACACCCUCCCCAGUCCCCAUCAUUCCCUCUUCACCUCUACUUUCCUCAACUCUUAAUCCUCAAAACACAUCUUCAACCCACAAAACAAAGAAGCACACGGAAAUGUUAAAGCAACAUUUCAGCCACCCCCACCCACUGGCCGCUGCAACCCUGGUCGAAGACGACGGAACGCUCUGCUCCGCCUGCGAAUUCCCACUCUCCGGCGCCGCCUUCAAGUGCUCAAAGCCCAAAUGCGAAUUCCAUCUCCACGACCUCUGUUUCGCCCUCCCACCGGAGAUCCACCACCCCUCUCACCCAAAACACCCCCUCAUCCUCGCCGGAUCUCCGCCCUACGUCGGUGGUGAGUUCGCCUGUGAUGGCUGUGGUGACGUGGGCUCCGGCUUCAUCUACCGGUGCCCACGAUGCCAGUUUGAUCUACACAUCCACUGCGCCGCGUUGCCGGAGACGGUGGUAGGGAAAAACCACGACCAUCCGCUCCGGCUUGGGUUCGAGUCAAAAGGAAAAGGAUUUUGCUGCGGUGUUUGUGAGGAAGGUUUCGGAAAUGGUGGUUGGGUUUAUUACUGCGGGGUUUGUGAUUUUGGGGUUCAUGUUCACUGUUUUGUGGCUGAUGAUGAGGAUGAAGAUGAAGAAAUAGUGGGGUGAUUUUGAUGGAGAUGAACAUGAACAUGAACAUGAAGUUGGUUGGUGUUUUCUACUCAUAUUUUGUAAUUGUAUAGAUGAAUUUCAAUGUUGUGGAUUUUGGCCUAUAUAUGUAUUUUGAUAUGCGUUGGAUCCUACGUUUUUUUCUUCUAUCACAUGUUUCUUUUCUAAUCAA
Molecule: messenger RNA, 850 nt
Organism: Cucumis sativus (cucumber)
Lineage: Eukaryota; Viridiplantae; Streptophyta; Magnoliopsida; Cucurbitales; Cucurbitaceae
Exons: 1
Coding region: 139-678 (179 amino acids)
Source: RefSeq, a predicted model, not a curated record